GCAGGUCAUGUCUGUCUGUGUCUGUAUCCUCUCCCCGCGCAGUGAGAAUAAAGUAUCGGGAUCGCGCAGACGUGUUUUCUUUUCGUUAUGGAUAACGAAAAGCUCAUACAAAUUGUGAGAAAAUACAAACACCUUUAUGAUUUAAAUAAUAAAUAUUACAGUAACAAUCAGAAAAAGGAACAGGCGUGGAACGAAAUAGGAAAAAAACUUCAAAGUAGCGCAAGAGAAUGUAAAAAAGCGUGGGCACUGCUGCGAGAUGCGUACAGGCGUUGUGUAAGAAAGAGGAGAGAUAGUGAAAGUGGGAUGGCUAGUGUUCCCAAAAAGAAAUGGAAGUAUGAAGAUAAAAUGUCUUUCUUGUUACCACAUAUGAAGGAAAGGCCUACUUCAUGUCCAAUUUCAGAAGCACCACAUUUUGAAAGCGUUGACAACGUUUACGAAGAAGAGGAUAUUGCUAAUUCACUUAAAUUGGAAAUUUGGGAACAAUCUGAUACUCUGCUAACUACACCAGAGGUUAAUCGACAACCACAUGGUACACUGCCAGCAUCAACGCCGUCGCCAACUCAAUACUACCCUCAGCCAAGGAUCACUACAAAAGAUGAACUAAAUGAUAACAUACCUAGCACUUUACUUGUGCAGUAUUUAAUAGAUUCUAUGAAAAACACCCCACCACCGGAUGAAAUUGAACAAUUUAUGGCUGGAAUUGUAAGCACUGUACGAUCUUUUCCACCGAGAGACAGGGUUAUAGCAAAAGCUAAAAUAUUUGAAUUAAUCUCACACAUGGAAUUAGAAAUACUUAGUAGGCCAUCCACAAGUAAUUAACCUUUCCUGUAAUUUUUUUAAGUAGAAAGAUUAUAUGUAACAUUCUAGACAAAACUUUUUUGUUUUUACCUUUGCGUUAAGUUGUAACAUUUGCUAAUAGUUAAGUUGUUUUCACCAAUCCUUAAUGUGUGGUAAUUUACAAAACCCAAAUUUAUUGAAAUUACAUAAUCGAAGGCAUCUCGAUAAUAUGUGCAUUCAAAUUUACAUAGUAUCGAUCGCCACGUGUAGUCCAUUGAUCGAUUUGAUAGUGGUGUGGUGGUAGUGGUAGGGGGGAGGGAGAGGUUCCAUUGAUCGGCGCGGGCGGUCGACCUUGCGUUGCGGCGGAACUCUCGACCGCGCUGUGACGUCACCGGCUAGUAUUUGAAUAUCGUCACGCGGUGUCGAUGAACCGAGAAGAAUGCAUUGUUACGAAAACCGUCCAAGUGUUACAGGUAAUACGGUGAGCUGUCAUCAUGUCAUCGGGACAAGUGAGAACUGCACUACACUCAUUAUGAAUACGGUGUGUAGAAGCUAUUGGCAAAUAUGCAAUUGAUGUUAAAGAUAUAAGGGGC
Molecule: messenger RNA, 1370 nt
Organism: Papilio xuthus (Asian swallowtail)
Lineage: Eukaryota; Metazoa; Arthropoda; Insecta; Lepidoptera; Papilionidae
Product: transcription factor Adf-1-like
Exons: 2
Coding region: 88-819 (243 amino acids)
Biological process (GO): regulation of transcription by RNA polymerase II
Cellular component (GO): nucleus; transcription regulator complex
Molecular function (GO): DNA binding
Source: RefSeq, a predicted model, not a curated record